Molecule: messenger RNA, 464 nt
Organism: Polyodon spathula (Mississippi paddlefish)
Lineage: Eukaryota; Metazoa; Chordata; Actinopteri; Acipenseriformes; Polyodontidae
Product: histone H2B 3-like
Exons: 1
Coding region: 84-464 (126 amino acids)
Cellular component (GO): nucleosome
Molecular function (GO): structural constituent of chromatin; DNA binding; protein heterodimerization activity
Source: RefSeq, a predicted model, not a curated record
GGCGGUAUAAAUAAAGGGCUUGGGAGGGGGUAGUCUUUUGUCUUUUAGUUUUAAAGCGAACUGAGUCGGUCUUGUUUGAGGCAAUGCCUGAGCCAUCAAAAUCAGCGCCAGCACCUAAGAAAGGGUCAAAGAAGGCUGUGGCAAAAAGUCAACCUAAGGGAGGAAAGAAGCGUAGAAAGACCAGGAAGGAGAGCUAUGCUAUCUACGUGUACAAAGUGCUGAAGCAGGUUCACCCUGAUACCGGGAUCUCUUCUAAGGCGAUGGGAAUCAUGAACUCGUUUGUCAACGAUAUUUUUGAACGCAUCGCCGGAGAGUCUUCUCGUCUGGCUCACUACAACAAGCGCUCCACCAUCACUUCCAGGGAGAUCCAGACAGCCGUGCGUCUUCUGCUCCCGGGAGAGCUGGCUAAGCACGCCGUGUCUGAGGGCACCAAGGCCGUCACCAAGUACACCAGCUCCAAGUAG